Molecule: messenger RNA, 784 nt
Organism: Paramuricea clavata
Lineage: Eukaryota; Metazoa; Cnidaria; Anthozoa; Malacalcyonacea; Plexauridae
Source: the annotation of a GenBank genome assembly
AUGUCAACCUAUGUAUUUUCCCAAGUGCUACCAGAAGAACUUGAAGAUGUUAACCAAAUUGUAGGAGCAGGAACAUUUGGAGAAUGCCUUCUCAAACAAUAUUUGCGGUUAGGAAUACAUGUUGUUGAGAAAACAAUUACUUUAUGAUGAAGCAUAUUACAUGCAGUUAUUUUCACAUUGAUGUGUGCUUCAUCUGACAGGAACCCAGACCCAAAUAAAGCCAUAUUCUUUCAUCAUGGAAUUUCUUGGACAUGGAGUGGAAUCUAUGACAGUGCACAGGUUACUUUUCGAUGCUGUACUUAGUGAGCAGAAAUCCAGAAUGUUGCUUCCAAACUGGUUUAGAGUAUGCUAUGACAUAGCUGAUGCUUUGCAUUAUAUUCAUGAAAAGGAAUAUUUGCAUUGUGACUUGAAGUUAAAUAAUGUUUAGGUUUCCAACCAAAAGGGUUAUUUGAUUGAUUUUGAAAAAGUCUGUAAGGUCAGGAAUCCAAGAGCAAAGAAAUAUAAAACAGUAUAUCCCCAUAUUGCACCAGAAGUACUUAAUGGUGAUCCAGUCAGUAAGCCAUGCAGUGGUGUGUUUUCAUAUGGUAAAAUCCUUAAGACCAUUGGUGGGCAGCUUAGAAACAAGGAACUUCUAUCAAUGGGGGAUAAAGCUUCUGAAUCUUUACCAAAUAGGAGACCAAGCCUUAUAGGUAUAGGUCUCCAUCGAUGGCUAAAAAUUAUUAAAAAUUAUUCAGUCAUUGUGAAUCAUCACACUUUUAAUGUAAAUAUAAGUAGCUUAAUUUAA